AUGGUAAGUAAUUUAGGAUGAAUCGUAAAUCCAUUUACCUGGAGUAAAGGGACCCAUGACCAUUAGGUCCAGUCAUGGCUGACUCUGGGGCUGCGGCGCUCAUCUUGCUUUAUUGGCCGAGGGAGCCGGUGUACAGCUUCCGGGUCAUGUGGCCAGCAUGACUAAGCCACUUCUGGUGAACCAGAGCAGCGCACAGAAACGCCGUUUACCUUCCCGCCGGAGCGGUACCUAUUUAUCUACUUGCACUUUGAUGUUCUUUCGAACUGCUAGGUUGGCAGGAGCAGGGACCGAGCAAUGGGAGCUCACCCCGUUGCGGGGAUUCGAACCGCUGACCUUCUGAUCGGCAAGUCCUAGGCUCUGUGGUUUAACCCACAGCACCACCCGCGUCCCAGUAUUACCUGGAGUAGACCCCAUCAAAUUAAAAAUGAUUUAAUUCUGAAAAGACAAGAUUAGAAUUAUGCUCUUACGCUACUGACAGUACAGUCCUAUAAAUGUAUCCACUGAAGUAAGCCACUUUGAGUUCAGCCGGACUGAAGAGAAGUAGAGGUAGGAGGUAGAGAUAAUAGAGGGCAGAAACACAAAAAAUGUAGAGUAAAGGGUUAUCACGCAUCUCUAUCUGCAUACAACCUUCAAAAUUAAUGUAGCACAACAUAUAAUAUCCUGUGAGUUUGCUCCAACAAUCAAUCCAGGUCAAAUAUCUCUCAAGAGGAUUGUGUAGAAGUCACUUCUGCAGUUGUUGCAAUUGGUAUUCUCUUUUCAGUACUUAUUAAGAGUAAAAAAAAAGCUAGCCCAUUGAUCUUUCUAUACUUGCUAGAACAACUGACAUUGAUUCCCCUGUCCAUUGUGUUUGGAAUAAUAGAAGAGCAUGGCUUUUUUGUUCAUUGCCAGCAGCGUGCUUUCUGUUUGUGCAUCUGCAUCAUUGAUUGGGUUACAGCAGCUACUGGGGGAAAAGAAUUUGUUGGUUGACUGUGAGACUGCAUAAAAUAGUCUAGCCUUGUCUGUGAGAUACUUACACACACACUCAGCGCUUCUAAAAACAACCCAGCUACUCAUUCAUUAACAAGACAAGCAACUUUCCUUCUAUCAACGCUGGUUUCUAUUUGCCUGUGUGUCUUACAGUGUAAUUCAUGUUUAUUCGAAAGUUGGUCUUGGUUUGUCCCAUGGGCUUGUUCCCUAUUAGGUGGAUUUAGGAUUUCAUUCAAAAGUCCAUUAAAAGUGAAGCCAGAUUCUUACUGAUCGUAAAGGACACAGGUAUCUCAACAAACUAGGAUUCAUCAGGGCCGGCCCUGUCAUGAGCCACAUUGAGCAAGCUUCCAUAAAACCAUCAAAAUGAAUGCACUCCAUUGCUAAAUGCAGUCAAGCUGCGUAUAAGAAAGAAUGAAUGACUCAGGAUAGCCCUAGCAUUUAUGAAUCAGCUUUUUAAAAAUAUAUGCGCCACUGUAAAUAUUCCAUCCCAAACAACCCUCCCCCCCCCAAAAAAAGCCAAUGACUUUUACAAUUUGCCUAUAGAACAUCAGAAUGAGAAGAGCUGCAGCUAUACUUCAGGAAGAGAAGGAAAUAAAACGAUUUGCUUACCCUUCAAAAAUAAUAGCAGCAGUUGUAAACUACUUAUAGUAGUGAUACAACCACUGUUGCUCUUGAGGAUAAAAAUAAAUGAUGCCCAACCCUGUGAAAUGUAACCAGGAAUAAUAUUUCACCUGUAAAUGUAUGAAUAGAAAACAAAUUUGAAUUGGAUCCAAUCUAGAUUCUUUGGGAACACCACAAGGGUUGUUCACACCAAGUGAGGUUCCCCCUUCCUUCCUUUGUUUUCUUUGAGCAAAAUCCCAUGCCCUGUUAAAAUUGCUUUUGAAACUUGUGUCAUUUAUAGAAAUGACUUGCUAUGUGGCAUGGGAUCUAUGCUGUUCAAGUCUCGGCUUGCAGAAUCAGUUGCUGGUUCUUUAGAUCCCGACCUAUAACACCACAAAGGUCUGUGGUGCAUUUGUAUGCUGUGUAAGGUGAGAAUAUGGUGACAAGUCCCUGUCCUGAAGAGCUUACAGUCUAAAACAGGGUUUCCCAAACUUGGGUCUCCAGCUUUUUUUGGACUACAACUCCCAUCAUCCCUAGCUAGCAGGACCGGUGGUCAGGGAUGAUGGGAAUUGUAGUCCCAAAACAGCUGGAGACACAAGUCUGGGAAACCCUGGUCUAAAACAAAAUAAAGUGGGUUUCCAUAGUAACAUCUGCACAAUACAUUUAAAGCACAUGAUUUUCCCCAAAGAAUUCUGGAAAGUAUAGCUUGUCAAGGGUGCUGGGAGUUAUAGUACUGUAAAGCAUGAACUACAGUUCCCAGAAUUAUCUGGUUGAAACCAUGUGCUUUAAAUGUAUUGUGCAGAUGUUACUAUGGAAACCCACCUUAUUUUGUGCGGGUGUGCUUUCAAUGCAUCUGUGAAGCACUCUGUAUUUGAGGGACAUUCCUAUCUCUCUUCAGCGAAUAGAGAAAUCCAUCUGAUAUUUGAACUAUACCCAUAGACUUUACAGCCUCACAAGCAUUUCCUAACUGUACUUCCCAUUUCCCAAAUGUGUUUGCAACUUUUGAAUUGUGCCCAUAAGAUUUCACAGUCACACAGUCGUUCUAAUUGUAAUUUUGAUUUCCAAAUAUAUUUGUACUGCGCAUGUUUAUUUGUUUAUACAUUCUUACCCUGUCCUAAUGCACACGCAUUAUUAAGGGUGUCUUACAGCAAAUUAAAAUCACAGUGGACCAUUUCCAACAUUAGUCAUCAUCCAACAUUAGUCAUACUCAUUGGUAGUCCACUGAUUUGAGUGUCUCUACUCAGAGUAUGACUCAGUUGAGUACCACCUAAUUAAAUCAACCUUAACAAAUGAAAACACCCUUAUGUUUUCUUUACAUUUCUCUGAUUUAAUAAACUCUUGUUAAUUUGCUUAAAUUCCCAGCCUCAAUAUUCCCAUAUUGGCUAGACAGCAUUUUUAAAAAAAUCUCGACUAAACAGCUUUAAUAUACUGCAUAAGACAAUAUCACUGUGUUAGGGAUUCUUAAAUUACUGUGUAUUGCUUCCCAGGGACUUAAACAAAUGUUGUUUUAGUUCUUACACACACACACACACACACACACACACACACCCCUCCUGUGUGCUCUGAAUUGAGGAACAUUUUUCCUGUAUCAUUAAAGAAGAACAUGUGCCACAUACAAUAUGGAACAAAUACAAUUUGGCAAGCCAUGCCAUUUCAUUGGAGAGAUAGGUACAAACUUAACUAAAAACAUUUCCUCUGUGAUUUUGCUGUAAGUCCCCAGAGAUAUCAUACUUUGCAUCCUUGAAGAAUUCAUGCUUUAAGCCAGGCAUGGCCAAACGUGGCCCUCCAGAUGUUUUGGGACUACAACUCCCAUCAUCCCUAGCUAAACAGGACCAGUGGUCAGGGAUGAUGGGAAUUGUAGUCCCAAAACAUCUGGAGGGCCAAGUUUAGGGGUGCCUGCUUUAAGCCAACUCAGAAAGAAAGAGACAUUCUCAGCAAUAAUCAAAGCCUCAAAGUUUUCUGGGCAGAUCUUUACAUCUCUCUGAAGUACCGUAUUUUUCGCCCUAUAGGGCGCACCGGCCCAUAGGACGCACUUAUUUGGGGGGGGGGGAUUUUUAUUCCCCCCCUAGCCCCAAAGAGCAAAGAAGCCAUGACAGCGAGCGGGAUGGAUCCCGCUCGCUGUCCUGGCUUCGUUUUUAGCCUCGGGGCUGGGGGUCUGGGAGCGAAGGCAAGGUUGCACAACCUCGCCAUCGCUCUCGGAGCUUGCGGGGCUGGGGGAGGGGGAAGCCGGAGCUUCCCCUGACCCCAGCCCGGGUCCGAGAGCGAUGGCGAAGUUGCGUGCAACCUCGCCAUCACUCCAGGAGCUUGCCAGGCUGGGGGGAUAGCUUCCUGAAGGCUGGAGAGCGAGAGGGGUCGGUGCGCACCGACCCCUCGCGCUCACCACGCUUCAGCGAAAGCCUGCAUUCGCCCCAUAGGACGCACACACAUUUCCCCUUCAUUUUUGGAGGGGAAAAGGUGCGUCCUAUAGGGCGAAAAAUACGGUAUAUCUGAAACAAAAAUAACCAAAUCUUUGGUGCAGAUUCCCUUGCUUUAACCACUUAAACUUGAAAGGGCUCUUUGGUUUUGUGAAACAGCUGUUCCUCUUGCUUAAUACUGUGAAUGAGUCAUUAAUUCUAGAUUUGUGAGAUCGCAGUCUCUUUCCACAGAAAAGCAAGUGGUGCUGUAAACAAUGUGCACUGAUAAUAUUGCACGAUGAGCAAAGUAGCAGCUUGCUCUUUCCUUUACCACAAGUAAACAUGGUUGUGAAAUGCCUAACAGAAGCUCAAAGUGCCAUCAUGUUUACAAUAUGAGCAGCCCUUCCAUCCAGCUAUGAAAGAGGAGGGAUGCACAGCCAUCACCUUUUGGUUCUGACUCUCCUUUAGCUGUUUCCUUUCCAACUGAUCAUUAGAAGACCUUGUAACUAAGAGCUGGCACUUGAGUUCACUCCUUCCUCCCAAUCAAUCUUCCUUUUGUGUCACAUCUUUUAAAUUGUAAGCCUGAGGGCAGGAACAGUCUUGCCUGUAGUGAUCUGCAAGUCACUCCUAGCCUUUUUUGGCUGAAAAACAGGGUUUUAAUUGUAUAAAAUUAGCAAACAAGAAAAUGUACAGCGCCCCAUAACAACAAAAAAUAUCUAGGCAGCUUAUAGUAUUAAAACAGGCAGCCAAUAGUUCUAUUAGACUUUGAUGCUGAAAAACAGAGCUCUUUGCAAACAGUGACUGCCUAUUUUCUUUGAAUGGUUCAUGCUCCCUAUGGGACUAAAUGCAAGGAACAUUCCCCAACAUUGAAGAAAAUUUGCUGUUAUCUCCUGUGACCAACUUCCCUCCGCUCAUUAAAGGCCCUGCUAACUAGGGUCUGGCGGCAGAAUUUUCUGCAGAUUGCACAGCAAACCCUUGCUUUCAGAAAGUUGCAUGCAGUAUCCAAUAUAUAUAUAAAAAAGUAAGGUAAAGGAUCCCGGGACAGUUAAGUCCAGUCAAAGGCGACUAUGGGGUUGCGGCGCUCAUCUCGCUUUCAGGCCAAGGGAGCCGGCGUUUGUCCACAGACAGUUUUCCAGGUCAUGUGGCCAGCAUGACUAAACCGCUACUUGAGCACGGAGGAUUGUGACGAGUGCCAGAGUGCACGGAAACGACGUUUACCUUCCCACCACAGCGGUACCUAUUUAUCUACUUGCACUGGCAUGCUUUCGAACUGUGCUUGUCUGUGUCUAAACAUUUUACCACUGCCACCAACUGUCCUGCGUAAAGGGAUCCAGGAAGGAAGGGGCAAUGAAUGCUAUCUCACAACACCAUCCACCACCAUCAAAUGGGAAAAAUAAAGUCAACGAGAAAGAUGCAGGGGUUAUAAUGCCUGGGCCAAAUACUUUCAUAAUCAGACCACUCUGUUAAACAUAGAUAAGCUUCUAUAAACAGAAACACUUACAGACCUGCUUCUCUGUCCAGCUGUUUUGACUCCCUCCAUCUUGCGGUAUAGAUGAGCAAAUGAUACAGCUUGGCGAUUUGUCCUGGUAUUUCCCAGGUCACAUGGAGUUUAACAGGGUAAUCCUAUGUUCUUGGAUCUUUAUUCACUUCCAGGGAAUUGGGAGAAAUAUCAUAUCACCAAAUUGUGAGGAUGACACACUGACAGGCUGGCUACCGGCUUUAAAUAUCACGUUUCUGGCAAAGACGCAUAUUGGCUGAGUGAUGCCAUUUAUUGGCUCAGUUUCUGCUGUUGAGAGCAUAUUUAUUUAUAUGCUCUUAUGCCACCUUGCAGCUUGCAAAAGACAAUUAGUUUCAUAUACAUAACAAUGCUAAAAGACAAAACAGGUAAAUUGCGCAUCCAAAUGAUUUACUGUAAAAUCUGCUUGCUGGGUUUCCAGUCCAAGACUCCAAUGGCCUUCCUUUUACACACAUCCCCCUGUGCUAAACACUGCCAUGCACUUCCACCAAAAUGAUUCUGAGAUAUACCAACGGUGGGGAACGUCAAGCUUGGGGCUGAAUGCACCCCUCCCAGCCUCUGGAUCUGACCCUAGGAAUUCUCCCUCGGCUACACCCCUUCUCCCCUCACCAGCCUCAUUCCACACAACUCCUUGUGGUUGGAAUGUUUCCUUGAGCUGUGAUGACUGUCUCUCCUUGCUUAAAGCUCUUGACUUUUGAGUGGACUGUGAUUGUGCAAAGGUAAGAGUUGCAUAAGUUGUUUCACCCGCUAUGGCCCCUGGCAGCUUCCCCUCAGGCUAAAGCAUUUUUUUCUUUAAAAAAUGUUUAGGGGUACUCUCAUUUUGACUCAAGAAAAUCACCACUUUAUAGUUCAAAUUGGGAAAAAUAAAUACAGUAUGUUUCCGAGCACAAUUCAAAGUGUUGGUGCUGACCUUUAAAGCCCUAAAUGGCCUCGGUCCAGUAUACCUGAAGGAGCGUCUCCACCCCCAUCGUUCUGCCCGGACACUGAGAUCCAGCACCGAGGGCCUUCUGGCGGUUCCCUCAUUGCGAGAAGCAAAGCUACUGGGAACCAGGCAGAGGGCCUUCUCUCCCACCCUGUGGAAUGCCCUCCCUUCAGAUGUGAAGGAAAUAAGCGGCUAUCUUCUUUUUGAAAGACAUCUGAAGGCAGCCCUGUUUAGGGAAGUUUUUAAUAUUUAAUGCUGUAUUGUUUUUAACACUUGAUUGGAAGCUGCGCAGAGUGGCUGGGGGAACUCAGCCAGAUGGGUGGGGUAUAAAUAAUUUAUUAUUAUUAUUAUUAUUAAUAAUAAUAAUAAUAAUAAUAAUAUUUAAUCAUAGAUAGUUUCACAAAUUCUUCAUUUCCCAAUCAAGUAAUCGUCUAUGCAUUUUGGAUAAAUUGUUAACUCUAGAUCUUAAUAUUUCUUUUUCGAAUUCUGAUGGUUUUUCUGCAAAUCCCAAUUUCUUGUCUACCUUAAAUUUUGAAUUGAUUUGAUAAUUUAGCCAGUCCGACACAUAUUCUUCAAUUGAAAUUGAAUCUCAAUUCAAAUUGAAUCUCUUCAAUUUCCCCCCCAUUUUUGGUUCUCCUUCUGAGAAGUCUAACACUUCAUUAUAAGUACCCCAGUUAUCCCUCAUAUUAAUCUUUUUCCUUGUCUCAGCUUCUAUUGGGGAUAACCACCUUGGUGUUUUGAUUUCUACCAAGUUUUUGUAUUUUCCCAUAUACUAAUUACGCUUUUUUUUCCUAACAUGGUUGGCAAAGCUGAUUUUAUUGUGAUUGCAGGUAUGUUUUACUAGAUAUUAUGUAUAUAUAUCUAUGAUCAUAUAUACUAGCUUUUAUUUACUUAUAUACUGAAUAUAUAUAUAUAUAUAAACACUCUACAUAUAUAUGUGCACGCGCAUAUGUGUAAUAAUUUUAUUAUGAUGAUUAUUUAUACCCCACCCAUCUGGCUGGGUUUCAAUAGAAUUAAAGCCACACACACACACAUCUAUAAAUGUUUAAUUCUUUUUUUAAAGAUCCCACCCAUGUUUUUAGCUGUUCUUUUUUUAUCUGUAAGCCGCCUUGAUUCCCCACCAGGACGGGGGAUAAAUACAUGUAAAUAAAGUAAGAAUAAGAAUGAUGGUGAUAUGUGUGUCAGCUGCUGCGUGUGACCCUGCCGUAUGCCUUGCAGUAACGCCUUCAGCGGCCCCGCUAACCCAGCGGGCAGCAGAGACCUUGACUCCCUCCCGCGGAGCCGCAAUCAAUCUCCGGCAAAAGCAGCAGCAAACCACGCCUCUCGCCGCCGCCACUUCUGCGCAUGCGCUUGCCUCCCGAGACUCCUCCUCCUCCUGAUCUGCUCAGGAAGUAACGCAUGCGCGUCGCCGCCUGUGUGUGGCGAAAGCCCUCCGCGCUCGCAGCUGCCCGAGCUGUCGGGUCGCCGGCGGUGACACUCGGAGCGCGCGGCGACAAAAAACAACAAAACCAAUAGGAAGAAGGAGAAGCAGCAGCAGCCGCGAGGGGGCGGGGCUUAAGAGAGCGGCCGCUCGCGCCCUCCUCGGAAUCCUGAGGGCCGUUCGAACCCAACCGCCGGCGCGAGGCGAAGGAGCCCAACCGCCGCCCAGCAACCGCCGUCCCGAGUCGGCGUCGCGCGCCCAAGGGCUCCCUCAGGCUGAGCUCCCGUCCCGCGCCUCUCCGCUCUCGGGAGCUGCCGGCCCUUCUCGGCUGCCCCGCCCUUGCCGGCUUGGCUUGGCGGCCCGUCGUCGCCCUCGCUGCCGAACCUACCGGACGGAGGCGGCUUCUGGUGAGGGAAUCCGGGAGCUUUGGGGCGGGCGGGCGGGCUCCGUUGCCUGAGGGGAUGGGUGGGGAUCCCGACGGUGGCCCUGGGCAUGCCGGAAGGCGUCGGGGCGGGGAAGGGAAGAAGGCUGGCCGCCGCGCGAGGAACUCCCGGCGUUCCUGACGAGGCGAGGCUCCGGUUGGAAAGGGACACCCGGGGUCAUCUAGUCCGACCCCCUUUUCACGCAGGAACCUUUCGCCCAACGUGGGCCUCGAACCCGCCCUAAGAGACUCACCCAGUGCUUCUCAACCGUGGGUCCCCUGGCUGGGGUCGGACUACAGUUCGCAUCGCCUCUGACCGCUGGUGCUGCUAGCUAGGGAUGAUGGGAAUUGUAGUCUAACAACAGCCAGCGACCCAGAUUUGAGAAGCACUGGAUGAGACUCUUAAUAUUAUUGUGGCAGGUUCGAGCCCCACGUCGGGCGAAAGGUUCCUGCAUGGCAGGGGGUUGGACUAGAUGAACCUGGGUGUCCCUUCCAGCUGUCCGUGGCCUUGCAGGCAAGGGAGGAGCUUCCCCCUCCAUCGUGGUGAAUGAAAUUUCUGGGUCUCUGCUGUAGAACAUUUAAAGGGUUGGGUUGCCAGUUCUGGAUCCUGAGAGGAGUCUUGCUAUCUUCAGGGCUGCGACCCUCAACAUCUUGCACUUGCAAAUUAGAUCCACUGAAGGCUGGGGUAGGACGGGGCUGGGGAGUAAGUUGUGCUAAGUAACUAUUGCGAUUUAUCAUUUGCAACCUUCCAUAGGCAAAAAAUAGAUCCCAGCUCCUGCUGAGUAUAGCAUCUAAAUUACACUCCGUAAGAGUGCGCUGUAAGAGUUCUUUAAAUCUGUGGACGCAGCUUUACAAAUUGAAAUUUCCUCGCUUUUGCGAUCUUAAACUGGUUAUCCAGAGGCAAAUCCCGAUAAUCUCAAUGGGUUGGAUGCAGAGUUGGUUAGUUGUGCUUAAGUCCCAGCUAAAGUUUCACAUUGAUUUCAGUAGGACUGAUUCUGUCUCUUAACAUUUUAGAAAGUGUGCUGGCACAGCGAUAAUAUUGAAGUAUGGACUUGUCAGUUAAUCCAUGUUCAUUACCCUUUUAUGCAUUGUUUAAAUACCUUGUCAGGGCGUAUAUUCAAGAUCACUUAACAGAGAUUAAUUACUCUUCAAUUGUUUUUAAUCCCCAGUUCUACUCUGUUGUGAUGGGAAAGGAACUGGGAUUUUUCCACCCUUUGAGUAGAUGGGUUUUGUUGUAACACAGGGCCUACAGUUUAUACACUAGGUCCACAUGCAUGUUCUACAAAUACAAGAUUUCAGUAAGAUGGAUGUGCUGAUAGUUGAAAAGGAAGCUGCAGUCUGUAACAGUGGCAGUGAGGGGAGAACUGAGUAUUUCUUUCAGAUUAAUGAGUUGGGACUAUCAAGGGUGUGCUUGUGUGAUGUCAGAAUGGCCUCAAGUGCCCUGAAACUCUUGUAAAGAGCUGGGCAGAGGUGUCUCCUGCCCUCACAUUGUGUGUUUAUCCCACUCCUUACAUUGUAUAUAGCCGUAUCUCUCUUGUUCCUCUGUUUAUUGAGGCCUGAUAUUAAAGAAGGGGGAAAGUGGAGAAGCAAUAAAUGUUUUCAGUUGUGUUUAUUCUGACAUAAAUCUGUUUGGACUGCAGUGUAGUGUUCUACAUGCUAUGCAACUGUAGAUAAAAAUUAUUUUCCUCAAGAGUGUGAGGAAGGCACUGUCUACUGUUGUCUUCUUUUUCUACCUUAUUAUGCUAUGUGGGGAAAGAAUCAAGUACCCCUUUCCUUGGGAAAAUUAGUGCUAUUGGUUAAAGAGGACUUUUUGUUCACAUAGGCUUUUCAGAAGAGUGACUCCAGCUAUAUGUUCCAUUGAUCAAUAUUUAUUUCUUUUAUUUGUACAUUGCUUUUAUGAUAUAUUGUAUUCUUAAGUUGUAUAUUACUUUGGUAGUUUUAUGCUAAGUGAUAUAUGAUUUUGUAUAAUAAGAGGGGAAAUAGUCUGCUAUAACUAUUCAUUUGAAAUGGAAUUAUUUGUGGUAUGUUUAUCAGUGCUUCAUGGUUACCAGCAGUGCUUUUUUCAGGGGAUGCUCAAAGUUAUGCAGAAAAACACUUGUUACCACACAUACAGCCAACGAAUUAGAUGUCCAGCACAUAAUUAUGUUCAGCACUGUGAACUGCCAUAUUAACUUAAUUAGAUGCUAAUUUUUAUCCUGGAAAUUGAAUUCCUGUCUUGCUAAAAACUGCAGUUUUCCGUAAUUCUUACCAUGCUGUAUCUUGAGCCUUAUAGUAGGACUGAAGAGUUAACUUUUAUAAAAACGUGUCUAUCUGCGGUUUAAGAAUGGUUGUGUGGAUCAUGGUACAGAAUAGAUACCAAAUACAUCACUCUUCUGGUUACUAUAUGUUCUCAGUCUGUAUAAAUUAUAGUUCCAUUUUAAAAAACUGCUUGGGAAGUUUUCCUCAGGAGCAAUUUUUUCUGUCUGGUACAGAAUAAUUCCAUAGAUAGUUCCAGUUACUUCAGCUGUAUAUUUGAAUGAAAUUCAUGAUGUAAAUACAAACUUACUGAAAUAGGUGGUGGUAUUUUUCUUAUCUAAUGAGACGAGAUAACACGGAGACUGAAUUUUUUCCCACUUUAAGUCACAGAGUGUUCUAAAGUCAAGAACUUCUGAGCAUAUUGAGUCAGCUCAUUGUGAGUCAUGAAAGAUGACUGGAGUUGUGGUAGUUUCCAGUUGUAGAGCAAUCUUUGGCAGCAUUGCAAGCGAAUGAUUUGAUUUUCAUUAUGACUUUUCUCUAGUUAGUGUAUACAAAGUAACAGGAUGCUAUGCUACUGUUACAGGCCUAUGAUUCAGGGAGAACCCCAAGAAACUACAGUAAUCUUGGUGCUAUGGUUAUUUAAAAAUAUUUCAGUAAGUUAUAGAAUGAAAAGCAAUGUCUGUAAUGGUGGGCUAUGGCUAGACUUUGAGAACAUUCAUUUAAUGAACCACAGAAUGCAAGAUGAGGAAGAGUAUAUGAGUUCAUUUUUGUUAAAUGGUAAAAAAAUAACACUAAUAAUCAGGAAGCAUAGAACUUAAGCUUUUCUGCCAAACUCUAACGGUUUGACAUUGUAACUUGUAUUAUGUGACUAUUUUGUCACUUAUUUGAUUUCUAACCUAUCUUAUUACAUAGAAGGAUGCCCCAAUUAUCUUAUUAUAGACAAUUCAGUUGCUGAUUCCAUUCCUAUGGCACAAAAUAUUGCUUUGGGGCAGCCAGUUCACUAGCUCUCAUUGGGCCAUUGUGGCUACUUAAUCCCUUCUCACACCCCUGACUUUUGGCACUUGGAUGAAAGUUCAUCUGGCUGUGCACUUCUUACUUAUUAUUUCUCGCCUCUUCUGCAUGCCUUUUUAAAGUUAGGCAGAGUGGGCAGAGCUGGGUGCAACAGCAGUGACCCAGAUGAGAACUUGGUUAAAGCUUAAGGUCACCCCUGAAUUGUGUCAGUGUCAUGUAAGACCAAUAGCUAGAAAUGUUGGCGCUUUAGAGCUGUAUUAUUAAUGGCCUUCAUAGAUGCUUCAGGAGAAAGUUAAAAGGUCAAGUGAAAGUUUAGAAUGAAAACUUACAGCCCUGCAGCUGGAAGGGUGGAGCAGAAUAUAGAGACCUGGCCUCUGAUAAUGUAGAGACUACCUUCCAUUACUAUAAGUACUACAGUGGCUUUAGAUUGUGUCCUUGGGGCUGGGAGAAUUGCAGCUGGCCUAGACCUUGGCCUGGUGAAAAGGCAGCCUGGAGCUCUAGCCAUUCAGCUCAUUUCCAUUCAUUUGCCAACUAGCCAUAUUGUUCAUAAUUGGUAUAACAAAAGGGGAUGAGGAGUCUAUCGCACUCUUCUCUGUCCCCCCUCCCCGCUAAACUAUCUGCCAGUCAAACUUUGUUCAGUUAGAUAGAAGACUAGAUGUGGUGCAACACUUUGGAUUAGGAAUAUCUCUGAUUCUGUAAUCAUUUGUAACUAACCAAAGAUUUGACUGGUUAGUAAAAUUGGUGCAUAAAAUUCAUUCUGUCCCAUUGUCUUUUCAGGCUUAUUGGCCUAUGCCUCCUCCCCCUGAAGUGCCAUUGAGUUUUGUCUCCUUUUCUCAAGUAUUGUGAGGACUUUCCUUUUGUUCCCUUCUUCCUUCAACUCUGUGCCCCUUUCUGCUCCUGUUUCACUGUGGUAUACAGUGGGGCUGCCAGCCCUUAAAAAAAUGGGGUGCCUCUGCUUCAGUCUGCCUUGCAAAGGAGCUUUUUCUCCUUCUGGUGCUGUGCUGUUGCAAGAAUCCUUUGGAGCUCAGCUUCCUGUUUUCAGAGCUCUGAGCUCGAAGCCCUUUUUGCAGUGACACUGCACCAGAGGGAGAAGGCACUCCUUUACAAGGUAUGUGGAGGAAAGAGAAGUUCCUCUCUCAGUUCAGUGUUGUGAUGGAAAGGGAGGGGGGAAAUGCUCUUUUCUCUGUCUGUUACUGCACUCUGAAUGUGUACCUACCUAUCUGUGUAUGUGAGUGUGGGAUGGGAAGUGUGCAUUGAUCAUUCUGAAUAUGCCCAUCACUGACAUGCAGUCUUUAGAGAGUUUGUCAACCAUCAGUGUGGUCCUAAGGCCAAAAAGUUUUAGCUAUUCCACUUCUAGGAGUUUAAAAGUAAUUAACAACUCAUUACAUUGCACCAAGAAAGGAAAUAAAUGUUACAAGAAUGAAAAUGCUACAGCAGUGGAAAUACUUGCUCUCUAAAGCUGUCUCCAUAUCUAUUGAUCUUUCCCUUAUGUAAGUUACAUCAACAUUCUAAUUUAUUUAGGGAAACUAGAUGUUUCACAAACAUCUCAGCAUUCAUCCAUUCUGGCAGAGAGGGAAACAUUGGAGGCAGGUGAAACCAGAUACAGGCAACAACCAGUUUAUAGCCUAUUUAUAUAUUAUUGGUAUCAAUACAGAAGUGCUUUUUGUGUGUUUUUCCUUUUCCUUUCCAACAUCAAUCAAUUAAUUAAUUAAAAUUUGUGUACCGCACUUCAUCCAAAGAUCUCAGGACGGUUCACAUCAGAAAAAUGUAAAAUGAAAAUACAAAAUACAUAACAAAGCAAAUCAAUAAUCCUCCCAGAAAUACAUUUAAAAAGCCGUAGAAUGUUAAUCAGCCAAAUAUCAGAUUUUUUUUAUUAUUCAGUAACCUUUCUGAAUUUCCAGACAUCAUUUUGCAGCAUUGUUAGUUCAGUGGUAGACCGUAUACACUGCAAACUUAACGUCCCAAGUACAGCUCCUGUCAUCUCCUCUUAAAAAGUACCAGGGCUGGGAAAUACCAGGAUUUGGAGAGACAUUGCUAAACAGAACAGAUAAUAUUGAGCUGUAUCGGGGAUAGGGAUGCUCAGGCUGGGCCCCAAAUGCAGCCCACCUCUAUAUGGCCCUUGGGAUCCCCCCCUAUAACUCUCACCAAUCCCAUUACAUGCCCUCCUUGAGUGUGUUUGCCUGACUGGAAUGUGUUUUUGAAUUGUGAUAAAGCUUGUGGGAUGGAGAGAUUGGGGUGGAGAUAUAGAAACUGCUUUUGUGUGGCUGGAAUGUAGCCUAUAAAAGAAAAAAGAGCCACAUAAUCUCAUAUGCUUUUGCCUCUAGCAUAGCCCACCCCUGGCAUGCAGCCCCUAAAAGGUUAUCUCUGAUGGAAUGUGAUUCUUUGGUUGGAAAAGGUUCCUCACUCUUGACUAGAUGGACUAGUGGUCUGACUCACUUGUUGAUAUAUCUCACUGCUGUGAAAAUCUGUUGUGUAAAUAAUGUUUUUAGUUAGGCUUUUCUUCCCUGAGGACCCAGAUAUUAUAUAUCUUUUUAAAAAAAACUUGGAAGCUGAGUGACUGUUCCCUGCUGGCUGAUACUAUUCUGAGUAGUGCCUAUUUAUUUCUUUUACCUUUUAUUUUCUGCCCCAGUCUUUAUUCAAAAAAGAUUUCCAGCAUGACUUACAAGAUCACCAGUAAGACAGUCCUAGCUCUCAGUUUAUAAUCUAAAAUACAUGAUAUGUGAGGAAAAGAGGCAGAAGGAACAAAGCAGGCUGGUUUUUAUAACGGUCAGCAGGUAGGUGACAGUUGAGGGAGGACCAAAGGCAGCUGAUCUCAUGAUCUUACAUAGAAAUCAGUCAUUGAGUUUGGGCCCAGUUUAAGGUGCCCACAUUAGUGUUUACAGCCCUAAACCACUUAGGCCUCAAAUACCUAAAAGGCCACCUUCUGUACAGACCUUCUCAGGUAUUGAGAUAAUAAGUAGAGGGCUUUUUGAAGUUUCACCAUCUUCAAAAGAUGGGUCAUGGUAGCUUGGGAAAGGACAUUCGUUGUAGCAGCUCCUAUGUUGUGGAAUUCCCUUCCCGCAGAGGUGUGACUAGCACCAUCACUAGACAGUUUUAGUCAUAUGCUGAAGAUGCAUCUCUUUACCCUGACAUUUGACACUCAAUGCAUAUUUUUAGGACAACCCUAUUCUUGUUGCUGUAAUUUAUUUUAAAAACUGUUUCUAACAUUGCAAUCAUCAUAUUGUGGUUAUGCUGUUUAAAGCCCAAACUGCAUUUACAGUGGUAUGCAACAUUGGUUUAGUUCUGGCCCUUUGGCAGAGGAAACUUUUCAAAGGACAAGACUGUGUUGAAUUAGUGUUACGUGUAGCUGUAUGGUAACAUAAUUUGGUCCCAAGCUUCUUUGAAGGAGAAGCUGCACGUACUAUAUCACUUUAUCCUGUCUAGGUGGAUUUUAAAGACCAUGUGUGCCUUAAAAAAAAAAAAGCAAAGUUAUGUCUUGUAUAUUUAUAGUACAUUCUUAACCAAGAUACUUCAAUGUGUUGCAUGCACUUGAUACACAUUCUGUUGGCACAGGCUCAGGCAUCAGAGCAGAUGGUACUAGAUGAGGUUGAGAGUGAUAUAUCCUGAAGUAUUGCUCUCUGCCUGUGGGUGAUUAGAAGAUCUUCACAAAGCCAGCAUGUUUGGAAGCUGAAGUUGGAAAAAAAAUGAAACUGAGUUGAUAUAUUUGAUUUAUGUGCUAAUUUGUAGAAGCCAUGUGUUCAGAUGUGAACGAGCCUUGGGCUUACACACUCCCGUCCCUUGCAAGUAGUGAUGUCCUGCUGCUUAAUCCUAGUUUGAGACCGCAUAAUUUGCCUCAGUAUCUGAAUGGUUAAGACAGUGGUUUCCAACCAGUGUGCCAUGGUACCCUGGGGUGCCAUGGGCAGCACUGUCCUCUGUUCUUUUCUUCCCUCCCUCUGAUGUCUUCUUGCUUCUCUGCCUCCCAAAGGCUUGCACAGCUAUUUGUUGCAGCAUCCCUGGCUACAAGCUCCCCAGGUGAAUGGUGCCUCUGGGGCUGGGCAAGGGGGGUUUCCCAGGCCUCUGUGGGGCAGUGUGAGGAGGAACCUCUCUGGGGAAGAGGGGGGCAGCUCAAAAAUCAGGGGCGGCAGUUGCGGCUGCCCAGAGGAUUCCCAAGGAGAGGGGAGCAGAGAGAAGGUUGAGGGAACACUCCACAAAGGAGGGUGUUCAAACAGGGGUGAGAGGUUGCCGGCUCUACUGACAAGGGGUGACAUAACAGGGCUCCUGAGCCCCACAGGGGUGCCGCAAAAAGAAUGUAGUCAGUUAAGGGAGCUGUGGACUCAAAAAGCUGGAAACCCUCUGGGUUAAGAUACAUUUUGCAUGAGCUUGCAGAGUCCUGGUAUUUCAUGCAAACCGUAGUUUGACUGCUGUUGAUCUUACUUUCAUUCUCAUCUUUCCCUUCCCACAAAUAAUAAAUGCUUUGUGUCUGAAGAAGUCGAUAAAACAAUUGUUUUGUGCUAUGAGAUAGCAUUUGUGUUAUGAUCUCAUACAGCUAAGACAUCAGUAAUGACUCUGUGGGUCAUAGCAGUAUUAAAGGUGGAAGAAGUGGCAACCUAGAUACGUGAUUUUAUCUUCAAGAAAUAUUUUAUUAUUUAUAUGCCACCCAAUCAGAUGGGUGACAUAUAAAUAAUAAUUUUUGUUGUUGUUAUUGCAUGCUAGAAGUACAGACUUUGUCAAAUGCUAUUAUGGAAUGAAUAGUUCUUCAGUCUUUUCAUGAUUAUGAUGCUGAGUCCUGUGUGCCAACCAUGCCUAAGGAAACCACCUGUCCUCAAUGCAUUGUCUCCUAUACCAUUUAACAUCUGUAUGAAGUGAUUGAGGGGAUGUCAUCUGGAGUACAGUGUCAGCCAAUAUGCAAAUGAUACCCAGCUCAGUCUCUCUAUCCGAGUCUGGAGUGGGUGUGCAAAUGCUGGACUGGUAUCCAGAGGCAGUGAAGGGCUGGGUGAGGGCCAGGAAACUGAAGCUGUGUGUCUUCAGUUUCUAAUGUCUGGGAAUUAGGGAGGUGGCCUGUUCUGGAUGGAAUAGCAAUCGUCUUGAAGGAGCAAGUGUGUAUUCUGAGUGGUGUUCCUUGACUCUUACCUGCCGCUGGUGGCUCAAGUAGCACCAGCCUUUGCCACCUUCAGCCAUCUCUCAACCAGCUAGCUUGGUUUCAGUAAACCAUUCACUGGUAAUUUCCCAGUUUACUACAGCAUACUGUAUGUGGGUCUAUCCUUGAAGAUGAGGCUUAUUCCCAGGUAAAUGGGAUUAGGAUUGCUGACUAAUUCACUAGGAGCUGUCUUUAAUAUCUUCUGAAAUUUGACUGAAAAUAUAUUUACAAGCAUUUCUCAAUAAGCUCUGUGUAACUUACUCCCUUCUAAGUGUUUUUGGGAACAGCCUAAAUCCAGUGUGGUUUAAUAGUUAGAGUGUUGGACUAGAACUUGAGAGACUAAGGUUCCCCGCUCAGGUGAAGCUCACUGAAUGACCUUGGGCCAGUCACCAUUUCUUAGGCUAACCUGCCUCACAGGGUUGUUGUGAGGAUGAAAUGGGAAGGAGGAGAACCACAUAGCCACCUUGAGAUCCUUGGAAGAUAAUGGUGGUAUAUAAAUGUAAUAAGUAUCAAUUAAUUAAUACUUUAAAAUUAGAAAUGUGCUCCUGCAGUUAAGCAGGAGAGGGUAGCAGUGGGACAAAAGUGCUCAUUUGGAGCAGGGUAUUCAUGAGAGAGAUGGAAGAACAUGGCGAGAGAUGGGAUACUGCCCUGUAUGUGUCAUAUAUUGGAAGUAUUGGUUCAGAUGUCAAGACUAGUAAUGCUUUUCUUCCAUCAGUAGAUAUUCCCCCUUGUAUCAGUAGGUGUGCUUCCAAAACAAAACAUUUUUAGUUUUGUUGUUUCCCAGUGAACUCUAGAUCAUUAUAGUACAGAAUAUUGUUAAGCUUUACUGUAUUUAAUUUCUGCUACAGCUUAAUUAAAAAGCAAUGGUAAUUUUAAACAUUGAACAGUGCCUCAUUAUCUGAGCACAACAUAUAGAUGUUGGUCCUAGAACACACUUGUUUCAAAGAAAUUUCCAUGUUGCCAUUUGUUUGCUUUGGAACAUGGCAAAUGUUUGUUGUUCCAUCUCACGUACAUUCUGGUAUUAGGCUUGCAGACUUGAAAUAAAAAUUGAAUUCAGUGUGAUUUAGGACAGUUUAAAUGUGACAACAUUUAGUCAGUCUCAGACAUUGAAGCAAAAAAGGCAGAAAAUUGUGAUUAAUAAGUUCAAAAAUUAAGAAAAUAUUUAUGGAGGAGGAAUUGGGUCAGGCAGAGAAAUGGCAUUGGGCUGGAUAAGUAAAAUACUGAGUGUCUGCUAGUGAAGAAGAGAAUUGUCCAAGUGUAUAUCUCUUGUUGUUUUUUUUAUAGCACCACAUAUAUCUCUUGAUUUUUCUUCAUUUUAGAAAACCUAAUUAUUGCAAGGUGAAUGCAGCCAAUCCAUUCACAAAAUCAAGUCAAUUCUUGUCAUGAAAAUAAGAUUGUGAAACAUUGUGGUGAUUCUCCCAACCUCAUUUUUCCAUGAUUACCACCAAAAAGCAGAAUAAACUAAUUAUUGGCAAGUAAUUUCAGGGUAUGAAAAUAUGUAUGUAUUUUAAACAUUGAUCCUUAUAAUAUUUUCACUUUAUUUCAGAUCUGAGCACUUGGAUCUAA
Molecule: messenger RNA, 18166 nt
Organism: Podarcis lilfordi (Lilford's wall lizard)
Lineage: Eukaryota; Metazoa; Chordata; Lepidosauria; Squamata; Lacertidae
Source: the annotation of a GenBank genome assembly